UUAAAAAUAGUAAUAUAAAUAGAUAGAGAAGUUGAUUUAGAGUAAUAAUUAAGCAAGUGUCUUAAAAAUUUCUUGAAUCUUGUCCAAGGGCGUCUUAAAACCAUUAGCUUUUGUAAUGGCGAUUCAAGGCUCUUCAGGGAUAGGCUUGCUGCUCUUGUGCAACCUGUUGGCUUUUGCAGGACUCGUUUCAGCUUGUUUUAAUCGCAGCAGUUUUCCACCGGGGUUUCUUUUUGGAACAGCUGCGGCUUCUUACCAGUAUGAAGGUGCAGUAAAUGAAGAUGGAAAGGGCCCAAGUAUAUGGGACGUUUUUACUCACAAAUAUCCAGAAAGGAUUAAAGGCCGUGCUAAUGCGGAUGUAGCUAUUGAUUUUUAUCAUCGUUAUCAGGAAGAUGUGGACAUCAUGAAGAAUAUGAGUUUAGAUGCUUUCAGAUUCUCUAUCUCCUGGUCUAGAGUGUUACCUCGUGGGAAACUAAGUGGAGGAGUGAACGGGAAGGGCAUUGAAUUCUACAAUAAUCUCAUCAAUAAGCUCCUAUCAGAAGGCAUACAGCCUUUUGUGACUUUAUUUCACUGGGAUCUACCUCAAGCCCUUGAAGAUGAAUAUGGUGGAUUUUUAAGCCCUCGCAUAGUGGAUGAUUUCAAGGAUUACGCAGAGCUUUGCUUCAAAGAAUUUGGGGAUAGAGUGAAGCAUUGGAUCACAUUAAAUGAGCCCUGGAGUUAUAGCAACACUGGUUAUAACGUGGGCCAAUUUGCGCCAGGAAGGUGCUCCAGGUUCAUGAAUCCAGCAUGCCAAGCUGGAGACUCUGCAACUGAGCCUUAUUUGGUUGGCCACAAUUUGUUACUUUCUCAUGCAGCAGCAGUAAAACUCUACAAAGAAAAAUACCAAGCAUCUCAGAAAGGGAAGAUUGGGAUAACACUUAUUUCUCAUUGGAUGGUGCCAUUCUCCAACUCUCAGCUUGACAAGGAGGCAUCAAUUAGAGCCCUUGAUUUUAUGUAUGGAUGGUACAUGGACCCAUUAACCUAUGGUGACUACCCACAAAGCAUGCUUACCCUUGUUGGAAAUAGAUUGCCUAAAUUCACCAAAGAUCAAUCUAAAUUGGUGAAAGGAUCUUUUGAUUUUAUUGGAUUAAAUUACUACAGUGCAUUUUACGCAGCUGCUGUACCUGCUAAUUCUAAUCCAGUCAAUAUUAGCUACUCCACAGAUUCCCUCACUAAUUUAACAACCGAGCGAAAUGGAAUUCCUAUUGGUCCGUCGGGUGGUUCGAUUUGGAUUCAUUCAUAUCCAAAAGGCUUUCAUAAUAUUGUCAAAUAUACAAAGGAAAAAUACAGCAAUCCAACAAUUUAUAUCACUGAGAAUGGGAUUGACCAAUUUGAUGAUGGUACCUUAACAAUUAAAGAACUUCAAAAUGAUACAUAUAGAAUAGACUAUUACAAUAAUCAUCUUGCGUACCUCAACAGAGCCAUUCACGAGGGCAUCAAUGUUAAGGGUUACUUUGCAUGGUCAUUACUGGAUAACUUUGAAUGGGCUGCUGCUUUCACUAUGAGGUAUGGAAUUAAUGUGGUAGACUACAAAAAUGGCUUGAAAAGAUCCCCCAAGAAGUCAGCUAUUUGGUUCAAGAACUUCCUGCAGAGGCAGAGGAAUUAUCCAUGAUUAUGCAGAGGAUCAGAUUCCAUUUUUGGCUGAGAAAUAAACAAUGACUUUUUUUUCUAUCCCAUAUGUUGAAUAAUUUCUCAAAAAUAAGACUUCUGAUCUGGAAGGAUAAAGGGGAAAUGAAUGUUCUGCU
Molecule: messenger RNA, 1781 nt
Organism: Hevea brasiliensis (rubber tree)
Lineage: Eukaryota; Viridiplantae; Streptophyta; Magnoliopsida; Malpighiales; Euphorbiaceae
Product: beta-glucosidase 12-like
Exons: 13
Coding region: 116-1648 (510 amino acids)
Biological process (GO): carbohydrate metabolic process
Molecular function (GO): beta-glucosidase activity
Source: RefSeq, a predicted model, not a curated record